AUGAAGUUUAUUGAUGAGUUUGAUUUAGAAGUUGUCAAUCAGGCUCUUAAUUUUGAGACGUCUGAUUGUAGUAUAACAGGUGGUUGUGACGUUUUCACAACGAAGCCUGUAGCUUCGGAUAAGAAGCUUUAUAAGACGAUUGACCGUCAUUUGGAGUCUUUAAUACAGGAGAGCGAGUCAUUAACUGCGGCAGCUCAUCGAAGGCAAUCUGUGGAUGAAAAGAAUGGGGUAAUUGAGGAGAAGAUUAAUGAGGAAUUACAUAGCCCAAAUCCCAAUUCGUUUUGGGAACAGAAGAGACGAAUGUCCGUUAGUGAGAACCCCAAUGGAGCAACUGUUUCACCAGUAAUAAAAUCUAAUAAGUUGAAUGAUCAAAAUUUGAAGGAAUUUGUGCUGUCUACGGACAGUAUGGCUUCGCCUGUGGUGACUUCCGGAACCCAAAGCAACAGCAACAACAGCCACAGCAACAACAACAACAACAACAAUUUGAAUAACAGCAAUGGUUAUAUGAGCUCGUCAUCAGUAGACUCUGGAUCUUUGGGAAUUGGUCCUCACAAUUCCGCUUUCUUAAGGAGGAGCAGCAGUGCCGGGAGUAUCGCUAGUAACCAUACAGACUCCUCGAAAAGAAGGCCAAGCACAAGUGGGUCUAUACACGAAGCGUCAAACUCGCCACUACAAAGAAGGAGGUCUUCUGUACAAACAAGAGAGAACGUGAAUAUCGGACCGUUUGGUCCCAUCAAUGAAACCGCUAGUAGAAGAGCUUUCGCCUAUCUAAUAGCCAUCUUAAACGCCUCAUAUCCGGACCAUGACUUUUCAUCUCUUGAACCAACAGAUUUUGUCAAGUGUUCGAAAAAAAGCUUCAUCUCGAAGUUCGAGAACACUUUAAUAUCUUUGGGGAAACCGCCUCAGGAAUGGAUUUGGGAGACUAUCAAUUCACAUAUGGAUAUCAACGAAUGCGCGUUUUAUCAAUAUGUGCCUCAGAAAUCUUUUCUUGAAGAUGAACCAGGGCACCUUUGGUCUCUUAUGUGGUUUUUGUUCAAUAAGAAGAGAAAGAGAGUCGCGUAUGUGUAUUUGACCGCAUUCAGACUAAAGGGAACGUCUUCUGUUGGAAAUAGUAUAAUACUUGGCGAGGAUGAGGAUGACAGCUCCAGUAAAGUAGGUGCAGAGCGUAGAAGAGCAAGAAAACUAACGUUAGAUAACGACAACGAUUUUGAAGGUGAAUAUGAUCUAACGUAUGAAGAAAAUGCUGUUAUUGAUGACGAUGAUGAAGACAUGGAUCCAAAUUUCAACAAUAACGGGGUAAAUAAUAGAAACUGA
This is a messenger RNA of Kluyveromyces marxianus DMKU3-1042, 1314 nucleotides long. RefSeq names its product RNA polymerase III-inhibiting protein MAF1 (gene MAF1). Bases 1 to 1314 code for a protein of 437 amino acids. NCBI's taxonomy places the organism in Eukaryota, Fungi, Ascomycota, Saccharomycetes, Saccharomycetales, Saccharomycetaceae. Gene Ontology annotation, cellular component: nucleus. Gene Ontology annotation, molecular function: RNA polymerase III core binding. Gene Ontology annotation, biological process: negative regulation of transcription by RNA polymerase III. The transcript has 2 exons. The record is from RefSeq and is a predicted model, not a curated record.